AUGGAAAAAAUGGCGGAUCAAUGUGCCAGAGGUGAAUCAUUUGAUAUCUACGCAUAUUUCAAACGAUUUACAAUGGACACUAUUUGGUCUUGUGGUUUCGGUCUCGAUACUGACAUGCAAAAUAAUGUCAAUGAUCCAUAUCUCGCCAAUUCAGAAAAGAUGUUUUCACCGAAUAAAAUGGUUGGAAUCAUAUUCGUUUUAACUAUUUUAAUAAAAGAAUUCACAAAAGUAUGGAGAAGUAUAUUUCAGGCAUUCGGUAUUAUUCGCUAUUGGCUUCGGCACUAUAUUCCCGUGACAAAGCGAUUCAUUGACGAAAGUCCUAGCACAUGGAUUAAGAAACAAGCCAAUGAAAUGAUUGAAAAACGUAAAGAUAUUGGUCAUACUCGUCGAACAGAUUUAUUACAGCUGAUGCUUGAGUCCAUGUCUGAACAAGAUUUUAUUAAAGAUGGACUAGCAUCGUCCGAGAAAAGUGAUGAUACUGGAGUCGAAGCACCACUGGUUCGAAAAAUUACCAAACAUGAGACUUCAGCGAACAUUCUUCUUUUCAUGCUAGCUGGUUAUGAGACUACAAGUACAGCUCUUAGUUAUGUAACGUAUGUUCUUGCUACUCAUCCAGAGGAACAGCGAAAGUUGCAAGAGCAUAUCGAUGCUCAUUUUAAUCCAGAAACAGAACACACUAUGCCAACAUAUGAAACUGUCUCUGAAAUGGACUAUUUGGAUAUGUUCAUUCGAGAGACUCUUCGCAUGUAUCCUAUUGCACCAUCGGCAAUAUCUCGUCAAAAUACUGAUGAUUUUCGCAUCAAAGAUUUCGGUGCCGUGCCGGCAGGUACACUGAUUGUCGUCGAUAUUUACAAUUUGCAUUAUAAUCCAGAUUUAUGGGGUCCUUUGAAUACGCAUGAAUUUCAUCCUGAAAGAUUCGCCACUAAACGACAUCCAAUGGCAUGGUUCUCAUUCGGAGUUGGUCCGCGCAAUUGUGUUGGCAUGCGUUUUGCUUUGCUUGAAAUGAAAAUGUUACUUGUUCGACUCUUGAAAACAUACACACUAAUUGAUUGUGGUGAGAAAACACGGAAACCAUUCCAAGAACUCACAGAAAUGGCUGUCAUUGCACCUAAAGAAGCGAUUGUUGAACUCCAACGCAGAGAUCAACACCUUGAUUAA
Molecule: messenger RNA, 1158 nt
Organism: Adineta steineri
Lineage: Eukaryota; Metazoa; Rotifera; Eurotatoria; Adinetida; Adinetidae
Source: the annotation of a GenBank genome assembly